UGCGAACCGAAAAAAACAUACAUAAUAAGAUAUUUCGGAAAAAGGAACUAUGUUUACUUUCUACAUCUGAAAUUAGAUGCUAUUCCGGCAAAGAAUACAAUGUCGCUCCUUAAUGUCUUGGUCCCGGUGGGAACCUUGACAAGCCUCGUAGAGGACAUCUGUAAACAAAUCGAUGUCGGUCGUCUUGAAGUCACGGAUGUCCCAUCUAAAAAGAGACCAACGUCCGAGUUAAAUCAGCUCGUUGCUCUUCUCGGGCAGAAGUUAAACAGGAGCUUCAAAUCCCACACACUAAUCAUGAUGGACUCUCUUGAAGACUUCUACUUGGACGAAGUAGAGGGCGAAAAGUGUAUCUUCUGCAUAAGAAAAAAUCAAUCUGGACCGGCAAUUUGGACAGAUAUGGUUAGGGAGUGUCGCAUCGAAGAAAACACCGUCUCUCUCAUCGAGGAGGGCUAUCUCCACGCCGAAGGUGACGAUGGUGGCAUUUAUCUUAUAUUGUGGCCUCUGAAGGGGCCAGAGGAAAGCCUCACGGCGCAGGGGCCUCCAGAGCGACGAGAUAAUAGACAAUUGGUAGCUCCACAAGCACAGUACGACGUUGCGGAUAAAGCUAUAGAGAUCGACAGGGCACGAGAAACAAUUACAUUAGAAGAUUGUAGGAAACAGUUAGCUUUAUGGGAGAAGCUAGAUAAGGAGAUCAGGAGUCAGCGGAAAAGAGGUAGGGACUUAAUGGCGGACUCGGCCCCUGAGGAUGCUAUUAGGGUCUACGGCGAAGCCGAAGAAACCCACGAAGAUAUGACACGGGAGGGGAUCGCGGAACUUGAAAGACGAGUGAGAUUUUUAGUUCAAGGAGCGUCAAAGAAGACUGGAUUGGCAGCACGAAAUUCUAUUAACGGGCCUACCGGUGUCUAUGGGAAUCGGGAAAAAGACAUACGGUCAGAUGGCAUCACCGAGGUGAUACCUAUAGAGCAUCAGAGCAACAAGAGACGGAAAAUAAGAAGUACUAUGUGAAGAGGAAAGUGUAUAUAUUACUAAACUUCGGGCUAUUAUUAUGUAUAUCGGUGUAAAUUUGAGGUAUAAUCUUCCUGUCUAUCGUUCAUGUAUGAAAGCCUACUUGCUACCAUCUAAAAACUAUGAGAAUAUUAGCACGA
This is a messenger RNA of Daldinia loculata, 1145 nucleotides long. RefSeq lists its product as uncharacterized. The coding region runs from base 100 to 1005 and encodes 301 amino acids. The transcript has 2 exons. The record is from RefSeq and is a predicted model, not a curated record. Lineage: Eukaryota; Fungi; Ascomycota; Sordariomycetes; Xylariales; Hypoxylaceae.